Messenger RNA from Paramuricea clavata, 285 nucleotides. Lineage: Eukaryota; Metazoa; Cnidaria; Anthozoa; Malacalcyonacea; Plexauridae. The record is from the annotation of a GenBank genome assembly.
AUGUUCACUAGAGAAAUUUACGAUUACAAACAGUUAUAUAGUCUUGAUGUUCUUGGAGUUGAAGACUGUGGUGAAAAUGAUCAAAUGCAAGUGCUUGCUGAGUUUCGAGAGAACAUAACCAGACAAGAAGAUGGCAGAUACCAAGUUAGCAUACCAUGGAUUCCAGGGAGUAAGUUGACAACUACAAACGAACAGCCAAGCAGAAGACGACUGUUCAACGUGAACAAAAAGUUAGCGAAAGACGAAAACCUCAAGCAAGAGUAUGAGAAGAUUAUCGAUGAUUAA